Melopsittacus undulatus (budgerigar) is the source of this 2354-nucleotide messenger RNA. It is a transcript of the gene CHGB, whose product is annotated as chromogranin B. Bases 1 to 2022 code for a protein of 673 amino acids. Lineage: Eukaryota; Metazoa; Chordata; Aves; Psittaciformes; Psittaculidae. The record is from RefSeq and is a predicted model, not a curated record. The transcript is spliced from 5 exons. Gene Ontology annotation, cellular component: secretory granule.
AUGGGGCCGUUGGUGCUGCUCAGCCUCCUGUGCGCCGCCGCCCUGGCAGGUGUCAGUGCAGUUCCAGUGGAAAAAGACCAUGUUGAGGAAAUGGUAACACAGUGCAUAGUGGAGGUUCUCUCUAAUGCUCUCUCCAAGCCAAAUGCCCCUCCAAUUAAUCCUGAGUGCAAAGACAUCCUGAGGGAAGGUGGUAGAAAUGACAAAGAGAGAAGUGAAAACAAACAACUCGAAGUGAGGCAUUUGAAAGACCCAGCAGAGACUGAAAAGCACCAAACUGGGAGUGUGGAGAAAGAGGAGAGUCAGAUAGAAGAGGAGUCUAAAAUGUACAUGAAAGGAAGUGAUGAAGAGAAACUUGAUCACGACGAAGGUAAAAGCCAGGAAGAGGAGGAUGGACACUACGCACCUAUGCAUACAGAAGAAAAGAAACACUAUCAGGGAAUCAGAAAAGAGCAGGAGAACAGCUACCUCAGUGAAGAAGACAGCAAAGAGAGCAAGAGCCAUGAUGAAGAGGCAGAGCAUGCUGUUCUCAACAGGAAGCUCCACUCUGGAGGCACAAGCACAGAAGAGCUGCCUAAUGGGAAUGAUCAGCACCCCAUGGGCCACUGGCAGUCGGAGGAGGGAAUGAAGAGCCCUUACAAAAGAAUUCAUGAAGGUGAAGAGGGAGAAGCAGAGGAAGAAAAGAGUGAAAAAUACUACCAUGAGUCUAAGGUACGUGGUUUCUCCCACCAGCAAGAGCAUGAGGAAUCUGAUGAAAGUGAAGAAACAGAGGAGGAAAAGCAACCCUCCAAACCCAGACAUUAUCAAGGGAAGCUCAGAAUGGGUGACACCUCUGAUGAAAAGAAGGGCCAUGGUGAUGGGAAGGAGGAACAACAUGAGGAAUCAAACCUAGAGGCAGCGCUUCUCUGGGACAAAAGGAACCACCAUCAAAAACACCAUGAAGAGUCUGAGCAGCAGCGUGAGGAGAAGAGUGGUAACCAGGGGAGGCAUGGGUCUGAAGAGGGGGAGAAGAGCAAUGCAGAGCGGGGGACUGAGGAAUACAGAGAAGGGUGGCAGCAGAGUGAAGAGACCAGUGAAGAAGAGAACAAGAAGCAUCACCACAGUGAAGAAAGUAAUGAGAAAGGGCACGAGGAGAGGAGACACCGUGAUGAAUUACAUGAGGCAAGGAGGCACCAUCCUGAGGAAAGGACAUACCUUGGAGAUGAAAGCGAGGAAGAGCUGGACAGGUACCUCAGCGGUGGCAGCAAGGAGAGGCAGCAUCGUGCUGGAGGGAGAUACAGCUUGUGGGACAAUGAAGAUGAAGGGGCACAGAAAGCACACGCUCGAGAGCGCAAAGGGCAGGCCCGAAAACACUACAGCCCUGAGGACAGUGUAGGGCAGCAGCGCUACCCUGGCAACAGUGAGGAGGAGGAGGAAGUGGAAAAGAAGCAUCAGAGCAGUGAUGAGAUGGAAAAUGAAGAGGAGAACAUGGAGGAGGGAAGAUACACAGAGAUGGAAGAGUACAGAAGCCGUCUCCCUGCAGAGAAUAAGAGAACCGCAGCAUCCUACAGAUCUUUCUACCCACUGCUGUGGUGGAAGAGUCAGCGUUUUGAGAAGAGGGAUAGCACAGGAGAGCAGCUUCUGGAGGGCAAAGAGGAAGGUAGGCCCAUCCUGGAUGAGAAGAGCCUGUUCCCUGAAUAUAAUGACUACGACUGGUGGGAGAAAAAGCAAAUCCUGAGUGCUCUGAACCACGGGCGCAACGAGAAGAGGAAUUUUGGCAAGAUGAACAGAUACGACGUGAAAAGGCAGUACAAGAAGAUGGAUCCACUUGCACAGCUCCUGAGUUACAGGAAGAAAUCAGCUGAAUUCCCAGAGUUGUACAGUUCUGGGGAAGACAUGAAAAAACGUCACAUCAGGAAUGACAGGAGGAGUCUGAGCCAGAGGCCUCUGACGGAAGAGGAGGAAAAAGAACUGGAGAACCUGGCUGCCAUGGAUCUGGAGCUGCAGAAAAUAGCUGAGAAGUUUAAUGACAACAGGAGAGGCUGAAGACGAGCUGCUUGGCGCUUCAAAGCUCAAUGUAGCUGCACUCACAAUACCUGUAUUUUGUGGUAAAUUCACUGCCACUGGAUUGUUGUUUGCCCUAAAGACAGGAAAUACUAUUUAACUGUCCACUAUAGUGUAGUGAUUUAUACAGCUGAAAAUGUCUUUGAUUUGCUCUUAUGCUAUUGAGAUUUGAAUAGCAUGGAUUUUAGUAUUCUACCCUUUCAUGCAAGGCAGAUAUUUUUAAUAUGCUUGUGAAAAUAAUUGUGUUGGUGUUCUUCAGAGAUAUAUUUGUCUGAGUUUGAAAUAAUAAAAACCAUUGAUCUUGGACCAAACUU